Messenger RNA from Oryzias melastigma (Indian medaka), 2763 nucleotides. It is a transcript of the gene gpr139, whose product is annotated as G protein-coupled receptor 139. The coding region runs from base 934 to 2040 and encodes 368 amino acids. The transcript is spliced from 2 exons. Lineage: Eukaryota; Metazoa; Chordata; Actinopteri; Beloniformes; Adrianichthyidae. Gene Ontology annotation, biological process: G protein-coupled receptor signaling pathway. The record is from RefSeq and is a predicted model, not a curated record. Gene Ontology annotation, molecular function: G protein-coupled receptor activity. Gene Ontology annotation, cellular component: membrane.
UUGUUGCUGUUUUGUCGUCCAGCCCAAAGUGAGUGUGCAUGGAGGAAGUGUUUUUCAGUGUCAUCAGAGUUCAUUAACACAUUCUAGCAGGAGAUUCAGAUUGUUCACACUGCAUGGCAAAUUAGACACGGCAACCAAUCCCAGCCCUCCGACUCCCACCACACGUGUCCAAUCACAUGUACAGAACUGCAUGUUCGAGACAUGUGGUCAUGUGUACAUGUGUGUGCAAACAGACAUGUGAACAGGCAAAAAAAUAAUAAAAAAGUUUUUCUCUAUUGCUUUCAUAUCAACAGUCUUUUCGUUUUAUUGUCUCUUUGUGUCCUCAAAGACCUCUUUCACUUUCAAAGCAUCCCUCCUCUUCCCCUCACCUGCAGACUCCACUCCCACUUUGUCCUCUUUAUUCCCUCAGACGAGGAGGGGGGAAACGUCUUCUUCAUCAACCUUUAAAGUCCAGUUGCCCCAAAGAGCAGAAUCCUCCUCUCCCCCCUCUCCUGAUUUCCCUCUCUCUCUCCCAUUCCUCCCUUCAUCCAUUUGCUCCCUCUCUCCUCCUCCCCGACCACGUUCUGGACUCACUCCCGUCCCCCCCACCAGCUCACACACUCACGCAGCAUCCUCUCCUCACCACAACCCUACCUUCAAACUCACCUCCUCACGCCUCCCUCUCCGCUCCUCCAUCACCCACUAACGCACAUCAUCCUUCGCUCCUCUUUGUGUGUUGUCUCUCCCUUCUCCACCUCCUCUGAUCCCCCCCCCCUCUCAUUUUCUCACACUCAACCUUGCUUUCUUGCACAAGUGCGCUUACACACAGACUAAUGUUGAUUGGCACCCAAGGACAGAGCACCCUUUCCUUAAAGCCAGCAACCGGGCAGUUUCACUGCGUGGCCAGACUUCUUGACACUGAGCUCAGCUGAGGAAGAGGACCAGGAAGAAGACAUGGAGCACAGCCACAUCCCAUUUUUUUCCCAGAACAGGAGCACCUGGAGCACAGAGGGAUGCCCUCUUGGACCACUGCCGGUCAUUUACUACAGCCUCCUGCUCUGUCUGGGCCUGCCGGCUAACAUCCUGACUGUGGUAAUCCUGUCCCAGCUGGUGCUGCGUCGUCAGAAGUCCUCCUACAACUAUCUCCUGGCUCUGGCCGCCGCCGACAUUCUCGUUCUGCUUCUCAUCGUCUUUGUCGAUUUCAUAUUGGAGGAUUUUAUUUUAGCAACCCCGCUGCCGCCAUUCCUAAACAACGCAGUGCAAGUUCUGGAAUUCUCUUCCAUCCACACCUCCAUCUGGAUCACCGUACCGCUAACCAUUGAUCGCUACAUCGCUGUUUGCCACCCGCUUCGCUACAACACUGUCUCCUACCCAGCGCGAACACGCAAGGUCAUAUUUGCUGUGUACGUUGGGUGUUUGAUCUCUGCGGCUCCUUAUUAUUGGUGGCCUGAGCUGUGGCACAGCCUGACUACGGUUGGCAGUGAUAACGAAGGAGGAGGAGAGAGCAGCAGAAAAACAGUGGCCCAGCACAUCCUGGUGUGGGCUCAUUGUGCAACAGUCUACCUUAUCCCCUGCACCGUCUUCUUCUCCCUCAAUGCUGGCAUAGUCAGGAAGCUGCGCAGGCGGCGCAGCUGCUUCCGACUGCGUGGGUACUCCACUGGCAAAACCACUGCCAUCCUCCUCGCCAUAACCUCCAUCUUUGCUGUGCUGUGGGCUCCCCGCACCCUCAUGAUCCUUUACCAUUUCUAUUCCCCUCCCCCCGUCUCUCAAAGUGCCGGCCGUCUCCUUCAUGUCCUCACUGAUAUGGCCAACAUGCUGGCACUACUCAACACCGGCGUCAACUUCUUCCUGUACUGCUUCAUCAGCAAGCGUUUCCGAAGCAUGGCGGCGAACGUCCUGCGAGCCCUGAUACACUGCCGCAAACAACCAAAGCCAUUUUAUGCCAGCCACAACUUCUCCAUCACGAGCAGUCCCUGGAUUUCGCCGGCCAACUCUCACUGCAUCAAGAUGUUGGUGUACCAGUACGACAAAAAUGGGAAGCCCAUCUGCAUCUCGUCUUGAAUAUCCAAGCAGACGGCCUCAACCUGAAAGUUUAGAGAGCCCGGUCAGGCUUUGUCUCCGUGGCAACGAGCUGAAUCCACACGGGAGUCAUCGAGUCUUGAAAAUGUCACCAGGGCUAGAAAGUUACGGUGACAAUUCAACUAGCUUUGGCUAGCAAGGCGGAAGAUAAAUUAGCAGAUGCAUGACAGCAAUGGAGGAUGUUGAAUUCACAGAGGACAUUUCAUUUCUCCAUACAGAAAAAAAGAAAGCAUGUGCCAUAGGGUAGUCAAAAAAGAACCCAUCUUUUUGAGCUAACAUUGCAAAACCACAGGGAACCUUGAUAUUUACAAAUGCCUCCUGUUGCACACCAGUGAUGAAGAGUUUGAACAGUCAGACUGGAGACAUUUCCAGAGAGCAGAGCUUCAGUCUGACCACGAUACACACAACCUGAAAGUCAAAGCUACAAACAGUAUGUCUACAUCCAACAGUCUCAAGCAGCAGAUAACAGUUUCCAUGUUAACAUGCAGAGGAGUAUGUUAAAUGGAGCAUUUUUAAACUGAAACGCUUCACUUCCUGUGUGCAGUGAAGUCCCUCCACAAGCUGGUGCUCACCACGAAGGGCCAAGUCAUCCCACAUCAAAACAGACUGUUGCAAGGCGAGGACAACGCCGCUUUGAAUUCUCGGUCAAGUAUUUAUACAUAUUAGAACUGACUGUUAUUGUAGCUUUGCAAAAAAGAAAAAAAA